Halteromyces radiatus is the source of this 3260-nucleotide messenger RNA. RefSeq names its product adaptin N terminal region-domain-containing protein. NCBI's taxonomy places the organism in Eukaryota, Fungi, Mucoromycota, Mucoromycetes, Mucorales, Cunninghamellaceae. Gene Ontology annotation, biological process: intracellular protein transport; protein secretion; endoplasmic reticulum to Golgi vesicle-mediated transport. Gene Ontology annotation, cellular component: Golgi membrane; endoplasmic reticulum-Golgi intermediate compartment; endoplasmic reticulum. The coding region runs from base 212 to 3058 and encodes 948 amino acids. The transcript has 12 exons. Gene Ontology annotation, molecular function: structural molecule activity. The record is from RefSeq and is a predicted model, not a curated record.
CUCUUUCACUCACUCUUCUUUCCUGUUUUAUUUUAUAUACAAAUAUAUAUAUUUACUUAUUUCCCUUUACACCACAUUAUUGGAAUUACAAAACAAAGGUCAUCAACCGUCUCCAUCUUUUGUUUUUAGUACAUCCAAACCAUUCUUUUUUUUUUUUACAAGACGCCACUACAUAACAUAUAUAUACAUAUAAUACACACUACAAUACAACAUGAGUUACAGUAAACGGGACGAGGACUCAGGCGAAAUUGGACUUUUUUAUCAUCUCGACAAAACCGCCGUAUUGCAGGAAGCUCGUGUAUUUAACAAUUCUCCCAUCAACGCUAGAAAAUGUCGUAUUCUAUUGACCAAGAUUAUCUAUUUAUUGUACCUCGGUGAACCUUUUGCUUCCAAAGAAGCUACUGAUCUCUUCUUCAAUGUCAUCAAACUCUUCCAAUCCAAAGACACCUCUUUACGACAAAUGAUGUAUCUAGUUAUCAAGGAAUUAUCAGGCAUUGCAGAAGAUGUUAUUAUGGUGACUCAAUCUUUGAUUAAGGAUAUUCAAUCAAAACAAGAAACUAUUUAUCGUGCCAAUGCCAUCCGUGCUCUCUGUUUGAUCACUGACCCAUCCAUGAUUCAAGGUAUCGAACGUAUUCUCAAAGCAUCUAUUGUGGACAAGAAUCCUUCAGUUUCCUCUGCAGCUUUGGUAUCAUCCUAUCAUUUAUUUGAUGUAGCCAAAGAUAUUGUACGUCGUUGGUCAAAUGAAGUACAAGAAGCCGUUCAUGCCAAAUCGACCAGCUCUGGAUUGGCUUCUGCUGCUUCUUAUAUGUCUAGUUUUGGUGGUCAACCUAACAAUGCUCCCGUGGUUAUUUCCAGUAGUAAUAUUACUCAAUAUCAUGCCCUUGGUUUACUCUAUGCUAUCCGUCAACAUGAUCGUAUGGCUGUGACCAAAUUAGUUCAAACAUUCUCUGGUUCUCGUAGUAGUGGUUUUCUCGGUGGUGGUGGUGGUAGUACUCUAAAAAAUCCUGCUGCUGUUUGUCUCUUGAUUCGUUAUGCUUGUAAAGUUAUGGAAGAAGACCCUGGAUCUACUGUACGCAUUUACGAAUUAUUGGAAGGAUAUUUACGACACAAGAGUGAUAUGGUAAAUUUGGAAGCUGCUCGUGCUAUUUGUGAAAUGCCUGAUGUCUCCAUUAAAGAGCUCCAUCCAGCUAUUUCUGUAUUACAACUAUUUUUGUCAUCACCAAAACCUACUCUCCGUUUUGCCGCUAUCCGUAUUCUCAACAAGUUAUCACUCUCCAACCCUGCUGCUGUGUCGCCUUGCAAUUUGGAUAUGGAAAAUCUCAUCACUGAUCAAAACCGCAGUGUGGCUACUUUUGCUAUUACAACUUUAUUGAAAACCGGUAACGAAGCGUCUGUGGAUAGAUUAAUGAAACAAAUCUCUGGAUUUAUGAGUGAAAUCUCGGAUGAAUUCAAAGUUAUUGUCGUGGAAGCUAUUCGAUCGUUGUGUCUCAAAUUCCCUGCCAAGCAAGUCAUUAUGCUCAACUUCCUUAGUGGUGUCUUACGUGAUGAAGGUGGAUAUGACUUUAAAAAGGCUGUGGUAGAAGCUAUUUUUGAUAUGGUCAAGUUUAUUACCGAUUCUAAGGAUGCUGCUCUUUCUCAUUUGUGCGAAUUUAUUGAAGAUUGUGAAUUCACUAAACUCUCUGUACGUAUUCUUCAUGUUCUUGGUGUGGAAGGACCCAAAACUGCAACUCCUACCAAAUAUAUCCGUUAUAUCUAUAAUCGUGUUAUUCUAGAAAACUCUAUUGUACGUGCUGCUGCUGUAAGUGCUCUUGCCAAGUUUGGUGUCAAUGUACAAGAUGCUUUAGUCAAGAAAAGUGUCAAGGUGUUACUGACAAGAUGUUUGGAUGAUGUUGAUGAUGAAGUUCGUGACAGAGCCACUUUAUAUUUGACAUUUAUGGAACAUGAUGACAUUGCCAAAGAUUAUGUACAAGAUGAUGCCACAUUUGCACUACCUACUUUGGAACGUCAGCUUGUUGAAUAUGUAAAUAGUCCACUUGCUAAUGAUAAGGAAUUCGAUCUUGGUGGAGUACCCGUUAUUAGCAAGGCUCAAGAAGAAGAAGAACGUCGUCGUCUCCGUACUCAGGAUAUUAUCUCUCCUUCAGCUACACCUUCUUUGUCUGGAACAACAUUUGCAGGUGUAGAAGGUACUAAUGGUUCAGUAGCCCCUACUGUUUCUACAGCCCAUCAACAAUUUGGAGUCAGUAGUCUGGAUCAACAAGCGGUGUAUGCAGAACAAUUGGCUCAAAUUCCUGCGUUACAAACCUUUGGUACUCUCUUCAAUAGUUCUAGCAAGCCUGUGCCAUUGACGGAAAGUGAAACUGAAUAUGUAGUCCAUUGUGUUAAACAUACCUUUGCUCGUCAUGUCGUGUUCCAAUUCAACUGUACCAAUACACUUAAUGAUCAACUAUUGGAAAACGUGCGUAUGGUGAUGCAACCUUUGGAUGAUGCUCCUUUGGUUCAAGUGGCCGAGAUCCCUGCACCAAAAUUGGAAUAUAAUGUACCUGGUUAUAUCUAUGUGGCUUUCGAACAAGAAGAUCCUGAAGAUCUUGCUGUUGGUACUUUCUCCAAUACAUUGAAAUUUGAUGUGAAGGAUUGUGAUCCUACUACUGGAGAACCUGAUCCUGAAGGUUAUGAUGAUGAAUACCAAGUGGAAGAUAUUGAAGUUACCAUCAAUGAUUACAUUCGACCUAACUAUGUAUCUCAAUUUGCACAAGAAUGGGAAACCCUUGAACAUGAACUGGUAGAAACAUUUGCGCUGGAUAAGGAUAAAGCACCAAGUUUGAAAGUGGCAUGUGGCUCAAUUCUUGAUUUACUUGGAAUGCAAGCUUUGGAAGAUAGUGCAUUACCCAAGAGUGCUAGUGUACAUACAUUGUUAUUGGCAGGUACUUUCUUGGGUGGAAACAAAGUAUUGGCUCGUUGUCGUAUGACAUUCAGUAACGCUACUGGAGUGGCAUUUGAAUUAGCUGUCCGAAGUCAAGAUGAUUUCACCUCUCAAAUGGUCCUUUCUGCUAUUGCUUAGAAUUUUUUUUUUAUCAUUUUCUUAUUAUUAUCUUAUUAUUAUCAUUCUUUCUCUCUCUCUCUCUCCUUUGUGUCAUCAUCCUAUUUACCUUUUGUCUCUCUUUCCUGACUUUUUUUUUCUAUUAUUUUCACUUUACAAUUUACUUUAUCCCCUCCCUGCUUUUUAUAUAUUUCAAAUAAAAAAAAAAAAGUGAUUUCAGUUC